Messenger RNA from Dichomitus squalens LYAD-421 SS1, 840 nucleotides. RefSeq lists its product as uncharacterized. NCBI's taxonomy places the organism in Eukaryota, Fungi, Basidiomycota, Agaricomycetes, Polyporales, Polyporaceae. The record is from RefSeq and is a predicted model, not a curated record. The transcript has a single exon. Bases 1 to 840 code for a protein of 279 amino acids.
AUGCCUCCACCUAUCCCCAGCGGGUCUGAGGCCAUGUCCACGGUCGAUCGCUCAAUGCCUGCUCGGGCUGCAGAUCAGCUGUGGGGGUACUGGAUUCCAGAGCCCGCUCUGUUGUUGGGCGCGAAGGACGAGGCGCGCCAGAUACGAUAUCUCACCAACUGGGUCCGCGCGCGCCUCAUCUGGUUGUACCUACUGCGGGUUCCCGGAUCGCGCGCAUGUCAGGUGGGCCCGCAACUUUGGCGGACCUUCCUCAACGGCGUCCCCGAGGACCCCACCUCGACGACUCGUAACGGCAAGCGGGUAUUCGCUAUCAAGAACAUCUUUGGGGAAGUCGUCGCAGACGACCAAUUCGAUCCCGAUACCGACGCUCCGGUGGACUGGCAUGGGACACAAUUUCAGCGCGUGCCCGAGACCCUGGCCCCUGGCAUUAUUUGGGAGGUCUUCGAGCUUGGCUUCCGCUACGAGCUCUUGGCUCUGGAUCGAUAUCUGCGACCAUCAAAGUCACAAUCACGUCCGGAUGAGACCUUGCGAGAGGACCUGCUGGCGAACGUAUUUCCGGGGAGCUGGUUGCGGGCGGUCGACACCCUACCUUCGGCGCACUCCCCCGGACUAUUUGCGGCCCUUCCGCAGCGCCGAGUGUCUGCCCUGAAUGCGUUCCGGAUGGUCCUCAUGCGAUGGCCAGGCUGCCCCUCAAGCAUCACCUCGGCGUCUCCCCUCCAGUUCAGCGAUAGCACGGAGACAGUACUGGACUUGGAGCGCCAUCUCGCGAUGUUCUAUGUCGAUACAUUUUUCUUGUAUUCUGGCCGUGCUCCUAUCGUGCCUCACCUGUAUCCGCUUUAG